This is a messenger RNA of Caenorhabditis sp. 36 PRJEB53466, 315 nucleotides long. NCBI's taxonomy places the organism in Eukaryota, Metazoa, Nematoda, Chromadorea, Rhabditida, Rhabditidae. The record is from the annotation of a GenBank genome assembly.
AUGCUUCUUCUUUUUUUAUUCAACGUAUCCAUUUCGGUAAUCUCGAAACAUUGCCAUCAGAAUCCUUUUCCAACCGAACACUUUCAGGUUCUAACAGUGGUUCACUGCUCGUCAAGUGCUCCCCGUCCGACGGAAAACCGUCGUCCGAAUCGUCUGUCGCGCGAUCCCAACAUCAAUUCGGAUGUGCACGAGAAGUACGUGCCGAUGCUGCCUGAAUGGGAUUCGCAGAUGCCCGAUGUGCUCGACGAGUUGGUCAGUGUUCAGAAGAAAGUGAAGGCCGAGGACGGAAGAGAGACCGCCAUUGAGAACCUGUGA